AUGGCCCACUCCUCUUGCUCCCCUUGCUGCAAGCCUACUUGCUGCAGGACCACCUGUUACAAGACCACCUGCUGGAAGCCAGCCUGCUGUCCACCCAGCUGCUGUGGGUCCAGCUGCAGUGGCAAAACCACCUGUGGGUCCAGCUGCUGCUGGUUAUGCUGUCCCUCAACUUGCUGUGAAACCACUUGCUGCAAGACCAGCUGCUGCAAACCAACCUGUGUGGUCAGCUGCUGCAGCACACCCCGCUAUAAGCCCAGCUGCUGUGAGCCUUGCUGCUGCCCCAGUUGCUGCAUCAUUCCCUGCUGCCAGCCCUGGUGCCCUCCUACUUGCUCUAGAACCACCUGCUGCAGGACGACCUGCUCCAAAAAGUCCCAUGUGACCCACUGCUGCAGCACACCCUGCUGCUCUCCAACUUGCUGUGAAACCACCUGCUGCAAGACCACCUGCUGCAAACCAGCCUGUGUCAUCAGCUGCUGCAGCACACCCUGCUGUCCACCCAGCUGCUGUGGGUCCAGCUGCUGCCAGCCCUGUUGUCCCCCAACUUGUUCUGAAACCACCUGCUGCAGGACCUCCUGCUGCAAACCAACCUGUGUGGUUAGCUACUGCAGCACACCCUGCUGUGAGCCCAGCUGCUCUCACACUAUGGCCCGCUCCUGCUGCUCCUCUUGCUCCAAGCCUACCUGCUGCAAGACCAUCGGCUGGAAACCAGCCUCUGGGACCAGCUGUGGCAGCACAUCCUGCCGUCCACCUAGAAGCUGUGGGUCCAGCUCUUGUGGGAAAACCAGCAGUGGGUCCAGCUGCUGCCAGCCACGCUGUCCCCCAACUUGCUGUGAAACCACCUGCUGUAAGCCAGCCUCUGUGGUCAGCUGCUGCAGCACACCCUGCUGUGAGCCCAGCUGCUGUGAACCUUGCUGCUGCAUCAUUCCCUGCUGCCAGCCCUGCUGCUGUGUGUUCACCUGCUGCCAGCCAGGCUGCUGCCAGCCCUGCUGCCCUCCUACUUGUUCUCAAACCACCUGCUGUAAGACCACCUGCUCAAAAAAAACCCAUGUGACCCGCUGCUGCUGCAAACCCUGCUGCCAGCACUGCUUCUGUGUGUGCAGCUGCUGCAAACCUUGCUGCUUGUGA
Molecule: messenger RNA, 1125 nt
Organism: Urocitellus parryii (Arctic ground squirrel)
Lineage: Eukaryota; Metazoa; Chordata; Mammalia; Rodentia; Sciuridae
Source: RefSeq, a predicted model, not a curated record